Nerophis ophidion (straightnose pipefish) is the source of this 1879-nucleotide messenger RNA. RefSeq names its product synaptotagmin XIX (gene syt19). The coding region runs from base 36 to 1256 and encodes 406 amino acids. Lineage: Eukaryota; Metazoa; Chordata; Actinopteri; Syngnathiformes; Syngnathidae. Gene Ontology annotation, biological process: calcium-ion regulated exocytosis; cellular response to calcium ion; regulation of dopamine secretion. Gene Ontology annotation, molecular function: clathrin binding; phosphatidylserine binding; SNARE binding. Gene Ontology annotation, cellular component: synapse; axon. The record is from RefSeq and is a predicted model, not a curated record. The transcript has 8 exons.
GUUUUAUUCAUCUGCAGCUCACAUGGAGGUACAACAUGAUGGUCCUUCCAACGGAACACUUUACCGCUACUAGGCUGCUGUCAUCAGCUGCAGCCCUGAAUUUUCCUUUCUCAGCUGCAGUUAAAUACAGCAUCCUUGCUUUGUCCGUCUCUCUUCUCCUUCUGGCACUGGGAAUUUUGGUCUGGCAGGCCUUCAGAUGCUUUCGAAGUCAACACACCACACGCAGUCUGCUUGAAGCAGCGAAUGGGGAGUUGCUUUACGCAAAUGACGAAUCUCAAGCAUCACGACAAUACAAAGGAAUCCCAACUAUUAAGGUGGAAGAUUUUGAUGAGGAAGUCUCGUCUGAGUCCUCUUUGGGAUCCAGCCAGCCAGCAGCAGAUAAUAAAGUCAAUGGAUGGCUCCACUACUCUGUGUACUAUGACCAGCAGUACCGCCGGCUUGUGGUCACAGUCUUGAAAGUGGAGGGGCUUCAGCAAAAAAAACUGAUCAGCAGCCUCCGGCUGUUUGUCCAAUUAAAGCUUCUGUGGAAAGGAUCUGAUAAGAGGGAGCGUUGCAUCGAUGAUGGGGUUGAAGGGACACCUCCUCCCCUGUGCAAAGUGCUGCAGAAAUGGAGGACUCGCACUGUGAAAGGCACCUGUAACCCUUUGUUUGGAGACCAGUUCAGCUGUAUUCUGCAAGAUGAAAAGGACCUGGAUCACUUAAACCUGAGGAUGGAGGUAAAAGACUAUGAUAAAUACUCAAGACACACAACAUUGGGAGAUGUGAGGACUUCUUUAGGACAAUUCAACAUUUCCUACCCUUUGGAGCUCAAGGGAAAGCUUCACACUCCCAGGAAGGAUCUUGUAGGAGAAGUGCUUUUGUCACUCAAGUUUCUCCCCAUCUCUCAAAGACUUGAGGUUGGAGUGUUAAAGGUCCAAACAGUCCAGAAGGAGUCACACUUGGGCGCAGCUCUGUAUGCCAGGGUCAGCGUGCAGUGCAAAAGCUGCAAGCUGAAGUACCAGAAAACCUGCGCAAUGGAAUGUGGGACAGUGACCGUUUUCAAUGAGGUUUUUGUAUUCUGCUUACCAGAUUUUGCUAUGCAAGACUGUAAAAUAAUGGUCUCUGUUUUUGAGACUCACUCAAGUAAGAAACCCUCCAAACAACUGAUUGGACAGUUGAUGGUGAAGAAGGACAAACAUUCAGAAGACAAGCACUGGAGUCUUAUGAUGUUCUCAGCCCACCAGCCAAUAGCAAGAUGGCAUGAUCUACUUAUCUGAGUUAUGUCUAAACAACUUCUGGAUCCCUUUAUUACUUUUUUACAUUCAACAGGUGGGGCUUAAACACACUUUUAUUUUACAACAAAUUACUAUCGCCGCAUUUGUUCUCAUUAACAACAUUCUCAACAUGGCAACAAUAUGGAAAGCAUUGUUUGUGUAGACCAGGGGUGCCCACACUUUUUCUGCAGGCGAGCUACUUUUCAAUUGACCAACUCGAGGGGAUCUACCUCAUUUAUAUAUAUCACUUAUAUUUAUUUAUUCAUGAAAGAGACAUUUUUGUAAACAAGUUAAAUGUGUUUAAUGAUAAUACAAGCAUGUGUAACACAUAUAGAUGUCUUUCUUUCACAAAGACAAGAAUAUAAGUUGGUGUAUUACCUGAUUCUGAUGACUUGCAUUGAUUGGAAUCAGACAGUAAUGAUGAUAACGCCCACAUUUUCAAAUGGAGGAGAAAAAAAGUUGUCCUUUCUGUACAAUACCACAUGAAAGUGGUUGGUUUUUGGCAUCUAAUUCAUCCAGCUUCCAUACACUUUACAAGAAAAACAUUGGCGGCAAAUUCCGUAGCUUGCUUGAUUGACGAUCACGGCACCCGAGGGUCUUGUGAGAUGAUGCUGGCUGCUGCCAGU